Messenger RNA from Amblyraja radiata (thorny skate), 1159 nucleotides. Its product is annotated as sialic acid-binding Ig-like lectin 12. Gene Ontology annotation, biological process: cell adhesion. Gene Ontology annotation, cellular component: plasma membrane. Gene Ontology annotation, molecular function: sialic acid binding. The record is from RefSeq and is a predicted model, not a curated record. The coding region runs from base 241 to 1149 and encodes 302 amino acids. The transcript is spliced from 6 exons. Lineage: Eukaryota; Metazoa; Chordata; Chondrichthyes; Rajiformes; Rajidae.
UGUUGACGUUCAAAGACAUUGCUGGCUAUUUUUCCAUGGAAGAGUUUGAAGAAAUAAGUGACUGGGUGAAGGUCCAUUAUAAGAACAUGAAGCAGAAUUAUGAAGCCGUGCUUGUCAUUGGGUGACGGCCGCUGAGGACGAGGACACUGGCUCCCUGAGUGUUUGUCAGUCGAUACUCGACCAGCGGACAGAACCCAGACCGGGAGAUCGGGUAACUGACGGGAUAUCUGGGAUCAGACAAUGAUCGGGAGAUCGUUCUUCCUCCUCUCCCUUCUCCAAGCCGUGGUGUCGGGAGAGUGGAGUGCGGACAAUCCCGGAGCUGUGACAGCGCAGAAUGGUUUGUGUGCACGGAUUCCGUGUCACUACAGAUACCCGUCGAUACUGAACAAUGAACCACGGACUGGAAUCUGGUUUAACAGUGAGUCGCACGACAACAAAGGUCCUGUAGCCUUCCACUCCGGGAAUCCCAGUCUAGAAUUAACAAAGUUUCAGCAUCGGACCCGGCUGUCAGGAAUCCUGAAAGACAACGACUGUUCCCUGGUUAUAGACAACGUCACGCAGCAAGAUGCAGGUCCUUAUUUUUUCAGAGUUGAAUUCGAUGGGGGAGAACGUUACAACUACCGCCCUGUAACACAGCUCAGUGUUACUGAUUUCAUGGAUAAACCCACGAUAUUCGCUGCUGAAUUGGUGGCAGGAAAGCCUGUGAACAUGACCUGCUCCUUCAGCACCACGUGUGAUGGAACGGCCCCCACCUUAACCUGGGUCACCCCCGCUGAUGAACCACCGUCAGCCUCACACAGCGUAACUCAGCAGGGUGACACUCUGACAUAUACUUCUGUUCUGUCCCUGACCCCAGCGCUCAAACAUCACGGGCAAAACCUCACCUGCAGAGUCACAUACCCAACUGUGUCAUCGGAGCAGACCCUCACACUGACUGUGGAAUACGCCCCCCAGAAUCUCUCAAUCACUUCCCCCGACAAUGUGAACAAUUCCUGGGUCAGUAUAAAGGAAGGAAACUCUGCAGCGAUCCUCUGCUCCCUCCAGAGUUUCCCAGCGUCUAACCUGAUGUGGAGACAUCGGUGUCACGCUGAACACAACACGUUCCAGCAACGAGCUGUGGAUGGACAUAGACAUAGACAUAGAAAAUAGGUGCAGGAGG